AUGGUUAAAAUCGCUAUUAUCUACUACUCAACUUGGGGUCACGCUGCUGGUAACGCCAAAGAACUUUUAAAAGGUGUUCAAGAAGCUGGUGGUGAUGCUGAUAUUUAUCAAGUUCCUGAAACUUUAUCUGAAGAAGUUUUAGGUAAAAUGUAUGCUCCACCAAAAGAUGCUUCAGUUCCUGAAAUUACUGUUGAUAAAUUAACUGAAUAUGAUGCUUUCUUAUUCGUUAUCCCAACUAGAUUCGGUAACUUCCCAGCUCAAUGGAAAACCUUCUGGGACCAAACUGGUGGUUUAUGGGCUACCGGUGGUUUACAUGGUAAACCAUUUGGUGUUUCAGUUGUCACCAGUUCCCCAGGUGGUGGUCAAGAAACCACUAUCAUCAAUUCCUUAUCUUCAUUCAUCCACCAUGGUAUGAUUUACGUUCCAUUAGGUUACGGUGAAGCUUUCCCAUUAUUAACCAACUUAGACGAAGUUCACGGUGCUUCUCCAUGGGGUUCUGGUUCAUUCUCUGCUCCAGAUGGUUCAAGAGCUACUAAUGAUUUAGAAAAGAAAAUCUUAAACGUUCACGGUAAAUCUUUCUACACCGCUGUCCAAAAAUUUUAA
Yamadazyma jaroonii is the source of this 603-nucleotide messenger RNA. NCBI's taxonomy places the organism in Eukaryota, Fungi, Ascomycota, Pichiomycetes, Serinales, Debaryomycetaceae. The record is from the annotation of a GenBank genome assembly.